AACUGAUACACCUGCCUUGGCCUUCCAAAGUGCUGGGAUUACAGGCUUGAGCCACUGCGCUCGGCCUGAAGCAUUUUAUCAUGCUCGCUACAAGGUGUUCAUAAGUAGUAAAUAAAGCCCUUGGGCUAGAUAAUGUAAGAUCCAUUGCAACCCGGAGAUGAAGAACUUUAUAAAGGGGAUAAUUGUUAUCACCCAUCAGAGUUUUAAGAUGAUCUACAUGUAGUCCCACUAAUUAUAUUUCUCCUAACUUUUAUAGACAGAGAAAUCAGUGAAAAAUAUGUAUUUCUAAGGAUUAAAUCCCAAUCCGUAGCUCAAGGCUACCUUUAUGUCUAAUAGUUGUGAUAUAAUAUGUUGCUUAGAGUAGUUCUAUAAAUGGAAUUCACACAUAGGACCAUAGAAUCACUUCUUCACAGGGUUUCAGAGUUGGUGGACAUAUAAAAGGAUAAAUCAACCCAUAAAUCUGUAAGUAUUCCUAAAAAAAGAGUGGUGUGUCAGUUAUUGGCACCAGUACAUGAUGAAUCCUGCUGGGCUGUGGAGAAAGGAGAAACUGACCUGAACAGCACUAUACUCUACACAGCUGUCCCUGACAUUCCACACCUGUUAGCAUUCAGUAUUAAUUUCAUGGAUCAAAUCAAGGCAUGCAAGUGCAUUAAAUAACUUUUUAAAAAACAACUGCUGAUUGCUGAGGGUCUGUGAGGGAAGAAAAAUUAGGGGCUGUUAUUUUCCUAUCAGCCAUUACUCUCAUUAACAAGAACAGGAAACAUUAUGAAUAAAUAAAACUCUUACAUCAUACCAGAAAAAACAGCUGAAUCCCCUAAAGGAUUUCAUAUUCUAUCAUCAGACAACUAAAGAAAAUAAUUCCAUAUAAAUGGCUGCAUUAAUCAUUGAAAGAAACUUCCCUGCUUUUUUAAAAGAGCAACUAGAAAUAUUUACUUUUUGAAAAUAGAGUAACCAUUUGUUAAGCCAUAUAUACCAUUGAGGAUGUUUUGGGUAUAAAAGGGAAUUUCCAUAAUAAUUACAUAGUAAUCUUUUAUAGCCAAAGUUAUGAAGAUGAUCAGAAUAUGGGAAAAUUGUGGUCAAGAUUUGAUUAGCCUUAUCUAAAUUCCCCUAAUGAGUGUGUAAAAAUGUAUAUCUAAUUUACCUCUUGGGGGAGGUUUAACGUAAAUAUAAAUAAAAAUUCUUUCCCCAGGUAAAAAAAAGUUACAUAGUUGAAUUCUACCUUUUCUCAUUUCUCUACAUCCAAACCUAUCACCAAGUACUGUUAAUUUUACUUUAUAAAGCUCUCUUGAUGUGUCUCUUCAACCUCAUCACCACUGCUUUAAAUGAGGCAUACUUCCUCAUUUGGAUUAUGGCAGCAGUCUCUCUUCCUUUAGUCUCUCCUUCAAAUCCACCUCCAUCCUUCAUAUCAUCCAUCAUGUAUUUUUCCCUGUCUAAAUUCCUUGGUUGGCUUCUAUUAAAUCCAAGUUCCUUAAGCAUGGCAAACAGGGUCCAGCUUCCACGAGCUGGUCCAUACUUCUCCUGCCUCAUUUCCUGACACUUUCCCUUAUACCUUGAGAUCCAGCUCGCCAGUAGUUCCCCAAUACCUCCACCGCAUAUACAACCACAUAUAUAUACAUCCUUAUCCCCUCCCUCAUGUACCACCCAUGUAUAAUUCUCUCCAUCUCAUGCUUUAUCACAUUCCUACAAGCCUUGAAGCAAUAUGAACAUAGAUACCAUCUUUAAUUCGACUCCUAAUUGGGGCUGAACAUACUUGUCUUGAACAGAGAUUGCUGCCUUGUUAGUAUAGGUAUCCUAAUAUGGCACAUGUAUAUAGUUGAAGCUAUAACGCAUUCCCCAAGUUCCACUUCAGGACUAAAGGGUUAUUUCCCAGCGGCUGGAAGUCCUGCUGCCAGACAGACUUCUUCUGGAAUUACCUUGUCCCCAACUCAAGACAACCCUGAAGGACCUUUCCCAGUUUUCCAUGGGGUCCACUGAGGCUUUGAGAUUGAACUGAAAUUAACUUCCCCCUCUGCUGUAGCUUCCCUUCAACAGGUGUUUAUCACAAGAACAAUUGCUAAUAAACUUCCUGUGAGCACACUCUCAGAGUCAGCUUGCUGGGGAACCCAAGCUGUAACAACAUGUUUAUCUUGUUGAUACUCUCUUAUGAGUUCUAAAUCAUGGGAAGUUAUGGUUAUCCAAAAAUCUUACUAAUUGAAGAUCAUUUCAUCAGACAUGUAUUGAGCACCUGCUCCAUGCCAGGCAUUGUGCCAGAUACAAUGGAAACAAAUCAAGACUUGGCCCCUGUCGUGGAGUUUACAGUCUGAGGUGACAGUUACAUAUGGAACUAAUUGUACUAUAGCAUCUUGAGAAUCUUUUUGAUUUAAACAUCAAUAAUUUUAGUAUAACAGUCAAAAGCAUGGAUUUUGUGGUGUUACAAAACACAAAAAGAAAACAUUUCAGGGGAAGGAAUACGAAUAUAAGUAAGUUGAAUGAAAUUUUAGAAGAGCACAGAGUUUGUCUUUAUAAUUCUGAAAGCCUUCAGGGAAAAGUUAAUUUUUUCACUUUUUGUUUUGAAAUAAUUUCAAACUUACAGAAAAGUCACAUGAAUACUGAACUCCCAUAUACCCUUUAUGCAGAUAUAUCAGUUUUUAACGUUUUCCUUCAUUCUGUUUCUUUACACGCAUACAAUUUAUUUUUGUGAACUAUCUGAGAAUAGGUUAAAUACUACAUUAUAUCACUUUAUACCUUAAAAAUGUAGUAUUUCCUAGAAACAAGGGUAUUUACCUCUGUAACCACAAUGCAGUUGUCAGAUUCAGGUAAUUUGACGUUGAUCUUUAAUCUAGAGCCCAGAUUCAGAUUUUAUUAAUUGUCCCAAAAAAGAUGAGUUUAGGAAGAGUCAUAUAACUUAACAUUUGUAAUGUAAAUUAAAAAUUAUAUGAAAAAUCAUAGAAGAUCUCGGAAGUUUGCUAACCUGAUUUAAAUACCACAGUGAAAUGAACCACUUCUGAUUUUCUAUGGAGAAAGCAAGGAUUAGGUCCAGGUUACCUGUAAAGCUGUGACUUAGGGCUCCCAGAAGUGAACGUUGCUCUGGAGAGCCCAUUUGGUGAGGUUCUUUUCAAGAGAUUGUAUAUUUUUGACCCAGGGAUUGUCGAUUUGUUGAACUCCCAUGUAAGUAUGCCGCCUUGCCAUUAACAGGUCUUCACAAUGCUUAAACGACAUUCUUUGGAACUGUCUUUCAUAGUCAGGCGCCCCGCCAGCCAGGCGGUCAGGUAGGUAGAAGGGCAACCUCAGGAACUAGAUCCAGCUGGGCCUCCCCUAACAACGUGGUCUUCGAUCCUCUAACCGGCUGGGCCUCGAACCUCAUCACACAGAGCUUUGAUAGGGCCGGGGACGCAGGUCAGCCUGACGAAGGCGUCAGGAGGAGUUGGGCAGGGGCGCGACUUCCUGCUGCACCACUUCCUUUCCAGCCACGCGAGCUUCUGGGACCCUAUGACAUAAUUUCUGGAAUGGUCUGUUUUGUGGCGGCGGCGAGGCCCGAGCACAGCCGCCCAAGGGGGAUGCAUAACCCAGGUCGUGUCCACCCCAAAGCUGGAGUCCUCUAGAAGCCAUGGCUUUUCCGCUGAAGCUAGAGCUGGACAUGCAGGGGAAAGUACAUUUGUUUCGGGCCUGUAUCGCCCAGGAGGCCGAGGAUCUCGUGUCCGCCUUCUUUCCUCAGGAGGUCUUGGAGCUGAAUAGCCAAGUUCAGGAGCUCCGGCUGCAAGACCUGUCCAGAAUCCAUUCGGUGCCAACCCCGGAGCCCCUGGCCACCCCAGGCACCGUGGGAGAUGGGCCCAACCAAAAUCUGCCACCUCUGCAGACUCAGUUCUCCAUCGAGGUCCCAGCACUGCUUGGCAGCGGGGGACAGCGCCUGCGGAGCAACCAGCAUGUAAUGGAUCUGAUUGAUCAGGUAAAACCUGAGACUGAGCUGCUGAAAGAAAAAUGCAACACAGUGCGGAUAUGGGUGCACCUGCUUAUCCCGAAGGUGGAGGACGGCAACCACUGCAGGGUGUCUGGAUAUCCAGAAAGACACUGUGGACCAGCUGUGGACUGUGGAGAGCACAGCGGCCUCCUAUCUACGCGGUCUCAACCAUUAAUAAAUAACUGUGUGAUCAAUUUAAGUGAUUUUUAAUUUCAGGCCAGAUGCGGUGGCUCAUACCUGUAAUC
Messenger RNA from Macaca mulatta (Rhesus monkey), 4182 nucleotides. NCBI's taxonomy places the organism in Eukaryota, Metazoa, Chordata, Mammalia, Primates, Cercopithecidae. The record is from RefSeq and is a predicted model, not a curated record.